AUGGAAAAAGUACCAGGACAACAGGGAAAAAUAAUUCAAGAAAAAUUGUUAUAUUUAAUUGAAAAAAAUGUUGGAUUCCAAACCGCGAAGCAGAUAACAACAAUUUUGUCAGGUAAAGAAAACAGUAUUAUGCCAUCUAAUUUAACUCCUUCUAUGUGUUCAUGUAUGAAGUUUGCACCGAUAACUUCGGUGGAUGUAGAAAGGUCUUUUAGUACGUAUAAGUCAAUUCUAACUGAAAAAAGAACUUCCAUGACAUCAGAAAACAUGGAAAAAUAUAUUAUUGUUCACUGUUAUGAAAAUUAUUAA
Molecule: messenger RNA, 306 nt
Organism: Macrosiphum euphorbiae (potato aphid)
Lineage: Eukaryota; Metazoa; Arthropoda; Insecta; Hemiptera; Aphididae
Source: the annotation of a GenBank genome assembly